CUCCUCCCUCUCAACGACGUCACCCGAUCCCGAUCUCUCCCGAAGCGUCAGCGAUAGUCGGUAACACAGUGUGGUGGCAGAUCAGCGGGGCGGUGCGCACAGCGGGAUAAAGCCUCAGUGUGUUUCAUCCAACCAAAAAAAAAAAAAAAAGAAAAAAGAGGGGGUUGCACAUCCAACCAUUUCCAGAGUUACAACAACUUCACCGGCCCUGGUGCGCUCAGCUCUCCGGUUUGUGUGGCUGCAGAUCAGGGGACAACCGGGAACUUGAGGAACUAAAAAAGAGGACGGGUGCCAAGCAGAUUAUCGUUCGGAAGACGACAAUAAUAAAAAGGGGGCGACGUUUCCUUUGGAAGGAACUCAUCCAAGUGUUGGAAACUUCCCAGCGCAGCAUCGAUCGAGCACCUCCCGCCCACUUUACCUCUGAUCCACAAUCCUGGAAGGAGAGAGAGAGAGAAAAAGAGAGAGAGAGAGAGAGAGAGAGUCCUGCAGCCGCUGCGGUGGAUGGAGCAACAAAGGCUCGAUGGUUUAAACUAGAAGAGCUGCCCUGAUAACAACUCUCCUUUCUCUCCUCAAAGACUCCAUCACCUACAUAACGGGACAAAUCCGCAGCCGCCUGGAUCUCGUUUUAAAGGAGAACCACGAACCAGGUUCUACUUAGUGCAAAGUCAAGGAUCCGCAGCAAGACGCGAAAUUGAUGCUUUUGGUUUUUUUGGAGACGCGCACAGCCGAUCUCCUCUAGUUUUUUUCUUUUUGUUUUUAACCCAAAGUCUGCGUCCUGCACGGCGAAGGGAAAGAGAGGUAUAGACUACUAGUUCGUGGCCGAAGUGGGAUUUGCAGAAGUUACAUGCUUGGUCUUUGUCGUCUCGAGUGAGCCCUCGUUCAUCCACUCUCAGGUUAUCAGAGAAGAUCCGGAUAGUUGAGGAGCCAUGGCGAUGUGUGUGGGGAUAUGGAUACUGCUGCUGGCGCUGCACGCCCAAGGUGGCGACGGACAGAUGGUGCAGAUGGACCCCAGUAAGUCUGGCUUCGUGGGUUCGCAAGUGGAGCUGCGCUGCAUUUUCAUCAACAGCAACCCGCCAGUCAAGAUCUCCCAAGUCACCUGGCAGAAGCUCCUCAAUGGCACCAAACAGAACGUGGCCAUAGCCAACCCGGCCCUCGGCGUGUCCGUCCUGCAGCCCUUCAAGGAGCGCGUCAGCUUCAAGCAGGCGGCGGUUCGCCAUCGUACGCCCUCGCUGGAAGACACCACCAUCGUGUUCUCCAACCUGCAGCUUUCUGACGAAGCUGCCUACAUCUGCGAGUAUACCACGUUUCCUGCUGGCAACCGGGAGAACAUGGUCAACCUCACCGUAUUCGCCCGGCCCAUGACACGUAUGACCUUGACUACGCCCACGAUCGUGGCCAGGGCCCAGAAACGCAAGAUGACCGUCGCCACUUGCGUGUCAGCCAAUGGGAAGCCCCCGAGCGUGAUCAAAUGGGAGACCACGUUGAAGGGCGAAGCCACUUUCCAGGAGACCCGCAACCAAAACGGGACGGUGACAGUACGGAGCAACUACGUGAUAGUGCCGAGCCGCGAGACCCACAAACAGAAGCUUAGGUGUAUCGUGACGUACCGCGGCGAGAGGAUCACAGACAGCGUGGUGCUCAACGUCCAGUAUGAACCCGAGGUGAAGAUCGAGGGCUUUGAUGGAAACUGGUACCUGAACCGUCAGAAUGUUCAGCUGACCUGCAGCGCUGAUGCUAACCCCCCUGUCACGAUCUACCAGUGGAAACUCUUGAACGGCUCCCUGCCCACUAAUGUGGAGAUCAAGAACAACACCCUGUUCUUCAAGGGUCCGGUGACCUACGACCUGGCCGGCACGUACGUCUGCGACGCCACCAACGGCAUCGGGACUCGCACCGGCAGCGUGGACGUCAACAUCACGGAAUUCCCUAACAACCCAUCAGAUGAUGGCCAAGGGAUCCCGCAGGAGCAGCACAAUACAGGUGCCGCCAUCGGGGGCGCUGUGGGGGGAGUCGCCCUGUUGGGCGUGGCGGCCAUACUGCUCUUCGUAUUCCUGCGCCGCCGCCAGCGCACCUUCAAAGGAGACUACAGCACCAAGAAACAUGUGUUUGGAAACGGGUACAGUAAGGCCGGCGGCAUGCCCGCCCACCCUCCCAUCCCCAAGAACCUGCAGUACCCGGACGACUCGGACGACGAGAAGAAAUCCACCCAGAUCGGAGGCCCCGGAGGGUUCGAGGCGAGCGAGCGCGAUUUCGAUGGCGAGCAAGAGGACCUGAAGAGGCCCUAUUUCACUGUGGACGAAGGAGAGAGCCGAGAUUAUGACGAGCGGACUCUGGCUUUCCAGUAUGACCCUGAACCUGAGAUAGCCGAUGAUAUGAUCUCUCAAACCGACGGCUCUGUCAUUUCUAAGAAAGAGUGGUAUGUGUAGGGGCAUGCAACAACCAAACCAAACAACCCUUUGUCCCCCACCUGCAUUCCACUGCACCCUCCACCUCCAUCACGACCCCGCCCUCCCAUUCAUGCCCCACCAAACUGCACCUUUCACAGUCCCAUUCCUCUUUCGGUGAACCUUGUACCCAUUCCCUUCCCCCUGUCUGCCCCCACAUCAGACCCCAUCCAACUAAUGUCAUUUAGAAAAAAAUCAAGCGUCUAUUUAAAGUGCUAGCAACGUCAACAUGACAGCAUUGGUAUCAGUUCCAUCAGGUGAAUGGGCAAAGAGUAUAAACUAAGUUAUGUAAACGGACUCGUUGUCACUGACCUACGAGGCCAGGAGGGUGAUUGGUUGAUUAAUACUGGUGUAAUAUUCUUUUUGUGUAUUUUUUUCAUGUUCUAAAUGUAUUAAAUGUAUAAAAAGAGACUGCAGGUUGAGGUUUUGCUGAGCACAUUUGUGAAAGUCCUACACUGGAUGUGCAAUUUGGUUUUGGUUUUUUUCCAUUCCAUGCCGUUUUGUUAUUUUUAAUAUGUCUUUUUGUAUGAUUUUUUUUUUAAGUGAGCGGAGAAUUGAGAGUAACGUGUCCGACAUAAAUACAGGUGGAGUUCUAAGUGUUUGUAAUUUUGUGGUCAAAUGUUUCAGAGAAAGAAAAGAAAAGAGAAAAAAAAAAAACAGCGUACAGAACCUGUAUCAUUUCUCACUGGGGUUAACAUUUAUAAAAUCAUUCAUUUUUGUAUAUUUACAGCAUUACAAGCGGAUAUGUUAAUGUUGUUUUCCAAAGACAUGCUUAGUAUUCCUUGACCCUCCUUGUGUUUUAUAUGCUUGAUUAGUUUCUUUACUGAGAGGGAGUCUACUGAGCCAUGUGGACAUGGCGCUAACAG
Larimichthys crocea (large yellow croaker) is the source of this 3310-nucleotide messenger RNA. It is a transcript of the gene nectin1b, whose product is annotated as nectin cell adhesion molecule 1b. Gene Ontology annotation, biological process: protein localization to cell junction; heterophilic cell-cell adhesion; homophilic cell-cell adhesion. The transcript is spliced from 6 exons. NCBI's taxonomy places the organism in Eukaryota, Metazoa, Chordata, Actinopteri, Sciaenidae. The record is from RefSeq and is a predicted model, not a curated record. The coding region runs from base 927 to 2426 and encodes 499 amino acids. Gene Ontology annotation, cellular component: adherens junction.